This is a messenger RNA of Capronia epimyces CBS 606.96, 1767 nucleotides long. RefSeq names its product NADH dehydrogenase. The coding region runs from base 1 to 1767 and encodes 588 amino acids. Lineage: Eukaryota; Fungi; Ascomycota; Eurotiomycetes; Chaetothyriales; Herpotrichiellaceae. The transcript is spliced from 3 exons. The record is from RefSeq and is a predicted model, not a curated record. Gene Ontology annotation, molecular function: NADH dehydrogenase activity.
AUGGCAGGCAAAUUCCCCCUGCGCAUGAAGCCCGCCAGCUUCACAAGUGCGUCACGCAGGUCGUUGUCGUCCCUAGCCUCCAGCACCAGCCGCAGAACAAGCUCGCCAGUCAUUCCAAGACAAUCAACCUUCCUACCACGAGCAGUCCUCCGGCAAUCGUUCAUCCGAACGUAUGCUGAAAAUGCUGCUCCACAAGCACCUCAAGCCAUCCUCUCCCCAACGCCCAAGCCCAAGAAACGUUUCAGGUACAUCCGCAACCUAUGGCGCGUCACAUAUCUUUCCGUCCUGGCUGCAGUGGGAUAUACGACAUACACCGUCUGGGAGGGCAAUAAUCCUCCCGAGCAGUUUGAACCAGAUCCAAGCAAGAAGACUUUAGUUAUCCUAGGAACGGGCUGGGGUUCCGUGUCCCUACUCAAGAACUUGGACACUGAAAAUUACAAUGUCGUGGUCGUCUCACCUCGGAACUAUUUCCUCUUCACGCCUCUGCUCCCAUCAUGUACCACCGGCACCAUCGAACAUCGCUCCAUCAUGGAACCUAUUCGAAACAUUCUCCGACACAAGAAGGCGAAGGUGCAAUACUACGAAGCGGAAUGCACCAAGAUUGACUAUGAGAAGAAGGUUGUCUACGCCAAAGAUGAUUCGGAAAUUAAGGGUGACACCAUGGAAACCCAGAUCCCGUUCGACAUGCUCGUGGUGGGUGUCGGGGCCGAAAAUGCCACCUUUGGUAUUCCGGGUGUGCGUGAGCACGCCUGCUUUCUGAAGGAAGUCGGUGACGCUCAAAAGAUCCGCAAGCGUAUCAUGGAUUGCGUCGAAACUGCCACUUUCAAGGAUCAACCCCCUGAAGAAAUUAAGCGUCUCCUUCACAUGGUCGUGGUCGGCGGUGGGCCAACCGGCGUGGAAUUCGCCGGUGAGCUGCAGGACUUCUUCCAGGAAGAUCUGCUGAAAUGGGUGCCUCAGAUCAAGGAAGAUUUCCACGUCACCCUCGUCGAAGCCCUUCCCAAUGUGCUGCCCAUGUUCAGCAAGCAACUGAUCGAGUACACCGAGUCUUCCUUCAAGGAAGAACACAUUGAUAUCCGCACCAAGACCAUGGUCAAGAACGUCACUGACAAAUACAUCGAAGCGGAAGUGCAGCAGCCGGGCGGGACCAAGCAGGUUGAGAAGAUCCCGUAUGGCCUGCUGGUCUGGGCGACCGGCAAUGCUUUGCGUUCUGUUGUGAAGGAUCUUAUGUCGCAAAUCCCCGCUCAAGCCAAAGCUCGGCGAGGUCUGGAGGUCAAUGAGUACCUCGUGGUCAACGGUACCGAGAAUAUCUGGGGGGUGGGCGACUGUGCUGUUGCCAAUUACGCCCCCACUGCGCAGGUGGCCGCCCAAGAGGGCGCUUUCCUCGCUCGUCUCUUCAACACCAUGGCUAAAACUGAUGCCAUUGAGGACGAACUUCGAGAGCUCUCGGCGAAACAGGCCACCACAUCAGGAGACGACCGCAAUGCCGUUCUCAACGAGAUCAGAGAGCGCCAGAAGCAGCUCCGCCGCAUCAAGCAGAUUGGCCCCUUCCAAUAUUCACACCAGGGUUCGCUGGCGUACAUUGGGGCGGAAAAGGCUGUGGCCGACGUAUCCUGGUUCAGCGGCAACAUCGCGACUGGUGGCACCUUGACAUAUCUGUUCUGGAAGAGCGCGUACUUGAGUAUGUGCUUCAGCGCGCGCAACCGCGUCCUUGUGGCGUUCGACUGGACCAAAGCCAAAUUCUUUGGACGUGAUGUGUCGAGAGAGUGA